Molecule: messenger RNA, 974 nt
Organism: Labeo rohita (rohu)
Lineage: Eukaryota; Metazoa; Chordata; Actinopteri; Cypriniformes; Cyprinidae
Gene: mllt11
Product: MLLT11 transcription factor 7 cofactor
Exons: 2
Coding region: 171-428 (85 amino acids)
Biological process (GO): apoptotic signaling pathway; positive regulation of DNA-templated transcription; positive regulation of release of cytochrome c from mitochondria
Cellular component (GO): cytosol; nucleoplasm
Source: RefSeq, a predicted model, not a curated record
UAAUGCAAAUCGGUCACUACUGAUGUUGGGUGCGGUUGGUUCAUGUUGAGCAGCCGGCGAGAAGCUUGAGACCAAACGGGGUGCAUCUUUUAUUCAUCUUCAAAUCCGAAUUACAGCAAAACAGCUUGUGAUUGAAACAGAACGAACCUGACCACAUUCCAGGGAUCAAAAUGUUAGACACAACCAGCAGCCAGUUCGACUCCUUCCUGUUUUGGAGGCAGCCCAUCCCAUCACUGGACCUGUCAGAGCUGGAAGACCUUGGCAUUUCUAUGCCCAAGUCCAAGGAAAUGAAGUCGACCAAGAGCUCCCAAAAACCCCUGGGACAGGAGGAGGAGGAAGAUUUGGAGCUUUUGAAGUACUCCACCUUCAACUACUGGAAAGAGCCCAUCGCUGGUAUCGAUACCUUGGAUUUCAGCCUGCUGUUAUAAGACACUGCAAUGCAAUUCUUAGUUCCUGCCCAAAUCUGUGUUUUUAAUGCCACUGUGGUUGCACCGAUUCUCUACUCCAGUCUCAUAUCGAUGAAUACAAGAGUCAUGUAUCAUGCCUUUCUUGUUAAACCAUGUCAGUAAACUGUGAUAACUGGGUUAAACUAGUAGGGCAUUACUAAAUAUGGAUGUAUAAGUUACACUAUUUGGUAUCUCACUGCCCUGUAAACUAUGUGACUGCUUAAUUGGCCAUGAAAUAAGAUUAAGAUAUCCAGAUCCUGAUCUGCCAAUUCACCUUGACUUAAAGGCAGCGGGAUUCAGAACAAAUAAGAAAUCUAAAACUGUACAAUAUUGUUGUCUGCCAAAUGAUUUGUAAUAUUAAUGCAUACAGUAAUUUAUUAGUUUAAACUGGAAUCUCACUUAAAAGGGUUUUGUAUUGAAGGGAUGUCCGUGUUAAAAUGCACACUUAAUGCUUUUCACUGUUUUUCCCCAUCAUGUUUGAUGACAAAUGCCAAUUAAAGUGAGCUUGCUGCUAAAUGAAUAAAAAUG